AUGUCUGGUCGUGGAAAAGGUGGAAAAGGUCUUGGAAAAGGUGGUGCUAAACGUCACAGAAAGAUUCUUAGAGACAACAUUCAAGGUAUUACCAAACCUGCUAUCAGAAGAUUAGCUAGAAGAGGUGGUGUCAAACGUAUCUCGGCUCUAAUUUAUGAAGAAGUUAGAAACGUUCUUAAAUCAUUCUUAGAAAACGUUAUCAGAGAUGCUGUCACCUAUACUGAACAUGCAAAGAGAAAGACCGUUACCUCAUUAGAUGUUGUUUACGCUUUGAAAAGACAAGGAAGAACAUUAUAUGGUUUUGGUGGUUAA
Messenger RNA from Ascoidea rubescens DSM 1968, 312 nucleotides. RefSeq names its product histone H4. The coding region runs from base 1 to 312 and encodes 103 amino acids. Gene Ontology annotation, biological process: nucleosome assembly. Gene Ontology annotation, cellular component: nucleosome. Gene Ontology annotation, molecular function: DNA binding; structural constituent of chromatin; protein heterodimerization activity. Lineage: Eukaryota; Fungi; Ascomycota; Saccharomycetes; Ascoideales; Ascoideaceae. The record is from RefSeq and is a predicted model, not a curated record. The transcript has a single exon.